Hydractinia symbiolongicarpus is the source of this 2550-nucleotide messenger RNA. RefSeq lists its product as uncharacterized. Gene Ontology annotation, molecular function: nucleic acid binding. The transcript has 6 exons. The record is from RefSeq and is a predicted model, not a curated record. Lineage: Eukaryota; Metazoa; Cnidaria; Hydrozoa; Anthoathecata; Hydractiniidae. Bases 1 to 2550 code for a protein of 849 amino acids.
AUGACCAAAAUUAGGAUGAUCAAAACAUUUACAACAACAACAUUUAUGACACACAACAAUUUGUUACUUUACAAUCACAAAAUAUACUCUAAUAAAGUGGUUAACAUGGUUUCCAUACAGGAAGCAAGUUUAGAAUGCGUGGAUUUAGGAUUUUUUUUUGACUGGUGUAAAAUUGCUAGCCAGAGCAAUCAAACAACAUCUGGGUGUUUAGGCGGCGUUAGUUCGCUCUGCGGUGGAGAGUUGUUCUAUGCAAGAAAAGCCGUGCUACCUGCAUCUCCUGGGAAGUCUUGGUAUAUCCCCCAUCAUGCAGUUUAUAAUGAAAAGAAGAAUGAGAUCAGAGUAGUCUUUGAUUGUGGAGCAGAAUACCAUGGUAGAUCAUUAAACAAGGAAUUGAUCCCUGGACUAGACUUUACCAACCAUCUUAUAGGUGUGCUUAACAGAUUUAGAGAAGGAACCAUAGCAGUCAUGGCUGACAUCGAAGCUAUGUACUUCCAGGUGUUUGUAACGGAACACCAAAGAUCGUUUCAGAGAAUUCUUUGGUGGGACAAAAGCGAUAAAGAAAUGACCAAACCGGUCGAAUACGAAAUGAAUGUCCACAUCUUUGGAGCAACUUCGUCUGCGAGUUGUAGCAAUUAUGCCUUGAAGAAAACUGCCUUAGAUAAUCAAGGCAAAUUUGGAACUGAUGCAGCGGAAACGUUAUUGAAGAAUUUUUAUGUCGAUGACAUGCUGAAGUCAAAAGAUAAUCUUGGUGAUACUAUUUCAUUAAUGAAAAAAGUCACUUCUAUGUGUAAGGCGGGAGGUUUUAGAUUAACAAAAUUUGUCAGUAAUAAUAAAGAAGUGUUAUUGUCUAUACCUGAAGAUGAUCGGAAAACAGGGUUUACUGAUUGUGAAUUAUUGUCUGGAGAUACGGAUCUGCCGUCCGAUAGUACGUUAGGUAUCACAUGGGAUAUCGAAAUGGAUUGCUUCAAAUUUAAGAUCGACCUGAAAAAGACGCCCUACAGCAGAAGAGGUAUGCUUUCUAUGUUGAGCACGUUGUACGAUUUUUUAGCUCCAUUUCUAGUCAGAGAAAAAAUAAUCCUUCAAGAACUGUGCAGCAUGAGCCUAAAUUGGGAUGACCCAGUUCCUGAAGACAAUUGUAAUGACUGGAACAUAUGGAAAGACUGUAUCCAGCCUCUUGAAGGAUUUAGAAUACCGCGAUGCUUCAAGCCCAAAAAAUUUGGUAAGAUUGUUCAUUCCUCGAUCCACUACUUUUCUGAUGCAUCAGAGUUUGCAUAUGGCCAAGCUACGUACCUAAGAAUAGUAAAUGAAAGUGGCAGAGUACAUGUUUGCUUGGUUAUGGGUAAGGCAAGAGUCGCUCCUUUGAAAUUCGUAUCUAUGCCUCGAUUAGAAUUAACAGCAGCUACUUUUCAAGUCGUCUUAGGAUAUCUAAAGAAUCAAACGAAAAGAUUCAAAGUUUUUGUGGCUAAUAGGAUCGAGAUUAUCAGAAGCAACAGCAAAAUCAACGACUGGAAUUAUGUACCGUCGAACGAAAAUCCGGCCGACAUAGCGUCAAGAGGAUCAGAUGCUUCCAAAGACAAACAAGUUAAAAUAUGGUUUAGAGGACCAGAGUUCUUGUGGAAUGAUCAGUAUAGUUGGAAACUAUCCAAACACGCCGCAGAAGUAGACGAAAACGACUCGGAGGUUAAGAAAGUGAAAGUAAACGCUUGCCUAGUCACAAAUGAUCUGAUGAGCACGCUUGAAGAACGCAUGUCUUGCUGGAAGAAAAUGAAGCGUGUAAUGGCGUGGAUCCUUCUGUUUGCAGAUAGAAUCAAAACGAUAAAACCCGGCGAUGCAUCCACGAAAGGUAUCAUCGACGUAGAACGAUUGAAAUGUGCUGAAAGAAAAAUCAUGCAGCUGACUCAAGAAAAAUAUUUCGAAACAGAAUUGCGAAAUUUGUUGUCUGGGAAAAUCAAUGUUAAAAACAAAUUGCUAAAACUUAAUCCCUUUGUUGAUUCACAAGGCCUGUUAAGAGUAGGAGGAAGAAUCGAACGAUCUGGGCUAGAUAAAGAACAUGUGCAUCCUAUCAUCAUGCCAAAAGAUAGCCAGACAUCCAUGUUGAUUAUUCGAUAUUGCCAUCAGAACGUCGCACAUGCGGGCAGAGGAAUAACCAUCAACAAAGUACGAAGUUAUGGGAUUUGGAUCGUGAAUAUAAAUGCUUUAACACGAAAGGUUAUUCAUAAGUGCACCAUAUGUAGAAGUUUAAGAGGACGUGCUGGAGAGCAAAAGAUGGCCGAUUUGCCAAAAGAAAGGUUCAACGAAGCAUCACCAUUCAGUUAUUGCGGAUUAGAUUGUUUUGGUCCGUUCUUGAUCAAGGUAAGGAGAAGCGAGAUGAAAAGGUAUGGUGUAUUGUUUACAUGUUUGUCUAGCAGAGCUGUACACAUUGAAAUCGCAAGCAGUUUAGAAACUGAUACGUUUAUUUUGGCCCUUCGUCGCUUUGUUGGCAGAAGAGGAAUUGUAAGGUAUCUAACAUCUGAUAAUGGAGUAACUUCGUUGGAAGUGAUAAUGAAUUAA